This is a messenger RNA of Frankliniella occidentalis (western flower thrips), 577 nucleotides long. RefSeq lists its product as uncharacterized. Lineage: Eukaryota; Metazoa; Arthropoda; Insecta; Thysanoptera; Thripidae. The transcript has 3 exons. The record is from RefSeq and is a predicted model, not a curated record. Bases 86 to 562 code for a protein of 158 amino acids.
GCUGCCGGUGAGCUCCGGAGGUGCGAGCUGCUCCGGCGUCCAGUCGGCACCCGGCAGCCCGCCCCGCCCCGUCGUCGUCGCCGUCAUGGAGGCCCGCGCCCUGCUGCAGGCGCUCGCGGCCACGCUGCCACUGCUGCUGCUGCUGCUGGUGCACGGCGCCGACGCCCAGCUGUUCGCCGAGCAGGUCGAGCAGCAGCAGCUCAACGUGCAGACCCAGGCCAUCCAGCAGCGGCUGCAGGACAUGCAGCGGCUCAUGCAGUUCGCGCCGGACGACCAGCAGAGGGCGAGCCUCACCAGGCAGCAGAGCGACCUGCUACAGCAGUUGCAGGACGUCCAGCAGAAACAGCUGCAGCUGCAGGCCCAGCUGCAGGAGCAGGUGGUCAGGGGGCAACAACCCAAUUCCCAGGUUCAAGUCCUCGAGAACCGGCUGGACACUCAGCCGCAGCCCUUCGUCCAGCCCCAGUUCCAGCAGCAGACGCAGCAGCGUCCGCAGCGACGCCCGCAGCCGCAGCCGCAGCCUGUCGUGGUGCGACAGGUAAAUAUUAGCAUCGAUGAUAUGUAAAUAAUUUAAAAUCAA